Messenger RNA from Triticum aestivum (bread wheat), 2755 nucleotides. RefSeq lists its product as uncharacterized. The transcript is spliced from 3 exons. Bases 656 to 2632 code for a protein of 658 amino acids. NCBI's taxonomy places the organism in Eukaryota, Viridiplantae, Streptophyta, Magnoliopsida, Poales, Poaceae. The record is from RefSeq and is a predicted model, not a curated record.
UCCAUUAGUCUUUGAGCAACCUACAAUCUGCAGUGUAGAUCUAAACAUAAACAAUGUGCUUACUGUAGUACUCCCUCUGUAAAGAAAUAUAAGAGGGUUUACAUCACUAAUUUCUUUAGUGAGGGAGUACUUAAUGAUCUUGGAGUUUACAUUGGGGAGCGCCGGUGGAGGAGCGUGGUGAGGAGCUGCCGGCGGAGGGGCGCGACCGGGGGCUGCCGGUGCCUGGUGGAGCGAGAGAGCGAGGGCAGAAGCAACGAGGAGCGGCGCCCCCUCCUUUCCUCGCGGCGGCCGCCGCUGCUCCCAUCGCGAAGAGCCGCGUCGCCCUGUCCUCUUGCGGCGCCCCUCCAUCGGCCUCCUGUAGAUCCAAGCCGGCGCCCUUGCUUCCUCUAGUUUUUCUGCGCCGGCGCCCACCUUCCAGCCGUUUCCAGUCCUAGCGCCGUCGGUCGCCGUCCCGUGGUCUCCCUGCUGUCCGCGGCGCAGCGCUGCCAUUUGGGCCCGGCGGCAGCGGCCUCCCUCUCCCAGCGGCCUCCAAGAAGAGGUUUUUGAUUGUUGUGUGUAGUUUCCGUCAUCGAAAUAUUCUCUGGAAGCAGAUAUCUUGAAUAUUCGUGAAGACCUUGAGCAAGGUUCAGUGACAUAGCAAAUAUUGAGAUUAGCAAUGGAUAGCUUGUUGGAACUGUAUAAUCUGUGGCAAAUCCAGUUGAUUGUGCUUCUUAGCUUCGUUCUACAAGUGUUCCUCUUCUUCACUGGUAGCCUUCGACAGGGUAGCACCAAUGGGUUGCUUAGGGGCACCAUUUGGCUAGCAUAUCUGGGAGCAGACAUGGUAGCAAUUUAUGCCCUAGGGUACCUCUCAAGACAUCAGGAUAAUGGCACAAUGGAAACCCACCCAUUGGUUUUCUUUUGGACUCCUUUCCUCCUCAUUCAUCUCGGUGGGCAGGAUACCAUCACUGCUUUCUCCAUGGAGGACAACAAAUUGUGGUUGAGGCAUUUGCUGAACUUGGUCCUAGAGGUUAGCCUGGCCUUGUAUGUAUUCUGGAAAUCGACUAGCUUGCGCAAUAAUGUGCAGCUUCUUGUUCCUGCUCUUCUCUUGUUCAUUGCCGGAAUAAUCAAGUAUGGAGAGCGAACAAUGGCUCUCAUGUACGCGAGUCAGAAUGACAAUAGGAAACCUGGUUUUAAACUUAAUGAUCAAGAGAGGAUUUUACAACGGGUCAAGAGUGAUAAAGAUCAUGAGCUUGUUUAUUAUGCUUUAGUUUCAGACCAGAGCGUCCAGUAUGAGUACUUCCAAAGGCGUACGGCGAGUUACAAAAUAGGAGAAAAACCCAGUAAUCUCGACCCAGCUGGACUUAAUGACAGUGGCCUUGUGGCCAAGCUGUUGGAUGUACAGCUCAGCCUCUUGUACAAUGAUAUAUACACCAAGGCUACUUUACUUCGAACAAGGAGUGGUAUUUUAGUACGUUUAAUCUCUCAGUUGUCCACUGUUGUUGCCCUUGUGAUCUUUGGUGUCAUGGGCAAGAAACAAGCAGCAAGCAGGUUGUAUGGUAAGGCUGACAUUGUCAUCACCUACAUCCUAUUUAUCGGAGGAAUUCUUUUAGAAAUUUGUGCUGUGUUUACUGUGUUGAUGGCUUCACCUUGGACAUGGUUGUGGCUGGAGGAUCGAAGGUACGGUAGGCUGGCUAGGAUUUCAUGGUCUCUUACUAGAUUAUCAGUGACAAGGCCGAAAUGGUCAGGAAAAAUUGGGCAGUAUAGCUGUGUAAACUACAUGGGCAUCAAAGAUGAGUCAGCUACAUUGUCCCAAAAGGUGAUGAGUCUGAUGAGGAAGGCGGCGACAGCAAUCGGCGUUAAAGAUGUAAGGAAGAAGCUGUUUUGGGUGAGCAAGCGGCUAGAUUGCAGGUACGAGACUGUGGACAACAAGCUCAUGGAGUGUGUCCUGAGGGAGAUACGAACCAUCAUAUCUGAGUAUGAUGAGGAUGAUGAUGACCAACAGCCUCGGCAGUGGCCACAUAUGAUGCCGUUUCUGAAGAAGCUAGGAUCGACAUUUGUCACGGCGUUUCUCUCUGCCGUAUGUCAGCUGCACAUUGUCACUGAGGUUAUCUUGGCGUCGACUAGUGCAGAUGACAUGAAAUCAUACAGCGCCGACGCAAUUGCGGCCGCCCAAAUGUGCAAGAAGCUGUCCAACUACAUGAUGUACCUUAUUACUGCCCACCCAGAUGCUGCUUCUUUGCUGCAGGUCACCUCUAUCAUCAGUCUCGAGCUUGCUCUAGACAUGCAUUUAACAGCCACUGCUACUACAUCGACUAGGAAGAAGAGCAAGGAUGAAAUUCUGCGUGCUACUGGAGAUGAUCUCAAGGCUAAUUAUGGCAAUUAUGAUUGUUUUCCAUGGUCAAUGGCGCAGCGAGAGGAGGUGAUCAAGGAGCUUGCCGGGAUUUGGGUGAGGCUUCUCAUCUACGCCGCCGGCAAGUCGAGGACGGAGCUUCACGCAGCGCAGCUGGCCAGAGGAGGGGAGCUACUCACCUUGGUCUGGCUGCUCAUGGCGCAGCAUGAUCUUGGGGAUGUCACGUUUAAUCGUGUCGAGCUAAAUGGCAGGCCUGAUGAUCCCGUCACAAAUUUGCAUGUGCUAUAUGCCUUCCAUGUCUAGUCCAGAACUCCAGAUCGUCAAGCAUUGUUAGUUAGUUCCAUGUAUGAGCAAAUCGGAUGAUUUAUUGAACUACUUGUUGGUAAUAUAUUUUGUGCAAUGUUUGCAGUUGCAGCGGUAAGGAAA